GAGCGGCGGAUGACAACAGACUCCUCUGCUGUCCAUCCAGAGCAGAGGCUCCCAGCGGCUUUAUGGGGUUCAGCUUCUGCAGGAAACAAAAAGAUGCUCUUUGGAAGAAAAGGCAACUUUCUCUGUUUCUGUUUUUAAAGUGGAGGUGGAUCUCUGUGUGUGCGCGACUGUGAGGAGGUGGGGAAGAAAAAAACAAAACAAAACAAAAAAAAACAGUAAACCGGCGAGUGAGUCCAACAAAGUUGCUUCGUGACACGAAAGAAAAAAAAGGAGGUUUUUCACAUAUCGCAUCUGCUCCGUUUGAUUAAAGACCCCGAGAGACGAGUUUCCUGGCUUCAGAUCUUCUGUUGCUUCUCGGAUGCAGAGAAAACCCUGAGCUGUUCGGCAGGCAUCCCUGGAGCUUCAGGGGACAUUGGCAGAUGUGUACCCAGCACACAAAGCCCCUGGCCUGGCCGUGGGGAUGGCAGCCUCUGCCUUGAACCUGAACGGCCUUGGAGUCAUGAACAGCAGUAAUCAGUUUCACUCCCAGCCAGGGUCCUCUAACGCCGCCUCUAGAACAAACGCCGCCCCAGUCGGACGACCUGUGCUGCCGGUUCCCGAUCGGAGCACCUACUGCCCGUUACUGGGUGGAAGCCUCUACAGCCCAACGAGCCCUAAGACAAGCCCCCGAUCAUUUGGCCAAGCCUUCGUCUUCCCCCCCCCUCCAAAUUUGCUCUCCCCCUGCGACACAGCUCGCCCUCGCUCUCCCUCGCCGCGAAGCCCGGAGCGCCUGGGAGUCUACGUCGGCCAGCGCAUCCGACGCCUGAGCGGGGAAGACAGAGGGGACGGAGACGCGCCCGAGGAGACGGGAGGAGGGACAAGAGGAGACGAGAGGAAGCGACAGGAACAUCUGCUUCGGAUUCACAGAGAGCUGCAAAACGUUGAGGUCAGAGGAAAGGUGGGCAUAUUCGAGGCCCACAUUUCUGGGAUCCGGGCCCAGGUCCUUAAUAGUGAACUCCAGCGCAGCCCUCGACCGACCCGACGAGCGACUAGCCAAACCCCUUUGUCUCCCAGCAAAGGAAACGCGGUUCUUGAAAAUCCAAUGACCCACCCACAAGUGAAUAAAGUACCUUCUGUUACACAAAAUGGCAGAGAGGUGGAGGAAGGAAUGACUGAAAGAAUAAGGAAGGAAGGGGGAACGGACACGGGCGAUAAGGACAGCAGCUCUACAAAGUCAGACGCAGAGAACAAGACACCGAUUGAUCAAAAUGACUGCCUGUCGGAAUCAACUGUUCAAAAUCCCUAUAUGGAAAAACGGAUUAUUCAUGGUUCACCUGAAGCCUCAGAAAAACACUCAGCUACAGAUGAGCAGAAUAAAGAAAAACUGAAAGAAAAGGAGGAAGAGAAGGAUGUAGAAAACAUAGAAAAGGAGACAGAACGGACAAACAGAGACGAUCAGUGGCAAUCUAAUGUGCUGAUUCAGACUGAAGGAAAAAUGUUGAAUGAUUUCACUGAAACCACUGCUUUACCUCAAACACAAAACAGUAACAACGUGAAGCUGAGCUUGCUGGAAACACCCUCCAUCCCUGCUGUCAUAGUCACUGAUCACGGUUUGGAGGGUCUGUCUCAAACUACUGAAGGCUCAGGCUCAGAACGGGGACUGUCCCGAUCGCCGAGCCCCAGUUCCAGCCCUGUUCCAUAUUCCUCCACUCGCGCCCUCAGGAAGCUGUCCUCUUCCUCUGCCUCCUCAGCUGGUUUCUCCUCAUCUUGGGAGGAGUCAGAGGAUGAUGUUUCCAGUGAUACGGAGAAGGGAGAAAAUCUUCUCAACCCUGCACAUCUCAGUUCUCAGCAGAGAGCGCACAAGUCAUGGAAGAAGAUAAAGAACAUGGUCCACUGGUCUCCAUUUGUUAUGUCCUUCAAGAAGAAGUAUCCCUGGAUCCAACUGGCUGGACAUGCAGGGAGCUUUAAGGCAGGCGCGAAUGGACGUAUAUUAAAGAAACACUGUGAAUGCGAGCAGCGCUGCUUGUCCCGGCUGAUGGAAGAUGUGUUGCGACCGUAUGUUCCUGGUUAUCAUGGAGACGUGGAGAAGGAUGGGCAGAAGUAUAACCAGAUGGAGGAUCUGCUGGCUGAGUUUGACUACCCUUGUGUAAUGGACUGUAAGAUGGGAGUGAGGACCUACCUCGAGGAGGAGCUAACUAAGGCUCGUAGAAAGCCAGCUCCGAGGCCCGACAUGUAUCAGAAAAUGGUCGAGGUCGACCCAGGGGCACCAACAUUGGAGGAGAACGACAAUAAGGCAGUGACCAAGCCCAGAUACAUGCAGUGGAGAGAGACCAUUAGCUCAACGGCCACCCUGGGGUUCAGGAUAGAGGGAGUCAAGAAAGAAGAUGGAUCUGUGAACAGAGAUUUUAAGAAGACCAAGACAAGGGAGCAGGUGGUUGCAGCUUUCCAUGACUUUGUAAAAGGCGAUAAGGAGAUACUGAACAAAUAUCUAACAAGGUUAAAGGAAAUCCGAGGCACUUUGGAGAUCUCUCCUUUCUUCAAAUCUCAUGAGGUAAUCGGCAGCUCGCUCUUAUUCGUUCACGACAGCAAGAAACAAGCCAAAGUUUGGAUGAUCGACUUUGGGAAGACCACGCCCCUCCCUGAGGGGGAGGAACUAACCCACCGAGCCUCAUGGAUAGAGGGGAACAGGGAGGACGGCUACCUUUUUGGACUCGACAGUUUGGUGGACAUCUUUUCCUCCAUGGUGAACUCUGAGACUUGAAGGUUUUUGUUUCUAAACCAAGUUAACUUUUGGACUCACCACCAUCAACGCUUCCAUUCAUACUCCUCCUUCCUCUGGGAGACGCCGACGCUCGAACUCAGAUGCAAAUCACAUCAUCCGACCCCCUCUUAGUUCCCUACAAGUGGAACCAGUUACAGCAACAAGGCCUCAGUUCCUCAUAACUGUGCUAAACCGGAGUUUUUUUUUAAUGCUGUGGUUUAAACAUUUGAAAAAAGGUCAAUCUUAUGUAACCUUAUUCUGACAGCCUAAACUUUCACUAAAUAAGAUGUCCUAUAAAAAGCAAACAUUAUGGACUCUCUUACCUUAUGCAAAGAGACCUGUACUUUUAUAUUAGAAAUAAAUCCUCGCCAAAGGCCUAAAAUAACAUUUAAUAACUUAAUAAAAAGCUUAAUAUUAUAUGAUAUUAUUACUUUAAGGCGUAAUUCAUAAUAGUAAACAUAAUGCAGUGCUUUGCAAUUGUAUUCAUAUCCCUUAACCUGUUCAUUUUUGUUGCACAAUCAAUCUGUGUGAUUUUACCUGGAUUUAUCUGAUAGACCAACAUAAAGUAGCACUUAACGCUUCAUAGUUUUUAAAUUUUAUUUCUAAAUAGGAAACUGAAAGCAUUAUGCAUUCAGUUCAUUUAAGCAUCUCUAGACUGACCUCUUACUUGGUGUUUGGGCAUCUGAUCAUGGAUUUACCGAUGUUGAGCCCAUUCUUUGAAAAAAUAGCAUAAAUUCAGCCUGAUUGGAUGGAGAGCGUCAGUAAAGUUGCAUGACUAUUUUUUCUUAUAAAGGCGAUAGAAUCAAGAAACACAUUGUCUUUUUUUCUAUAUAUAUAUUUUUUAAUAUUUGAUUAAACAUUAUGAUUUUCCUGUAGUCACUAUUUAUAAUUUACUUUGUGUCAGUCUGUGAAAUAGAGUCUUAAACAUGAAAGUUUCCAGCUGUAAUGUGACACAAAGUGAAACAGGUUAAGAUGUAUACUCUUGCAGGGCACUGUAUAUGUAUUAGACUACUGGUUUGGUACACCUUGUUGUAUUUUGGACUUCUGUUUGACGUUUUUAUAGACAAUUACCAGACGUUUUUUUAAUUUUAUACUUUUUUGAUAAUCUGGCAGCACUUAAACCAAAUAUGAACCACACUCUAGCACUUGUUGAGCUACUUUACUUAGAAGUUCUCCAGUUAGAAACAAUGCUAGGGCUUAGGAAGUUGUCCCUUCCAAAAUGAGAUCUAUAGAUUGCCAAUCUUUAAUAUUUCUUUACUGCCUGAAAGUCAAACCUAAAGUCAACAUAACAGUUAAACUGCAUCAUUUUAUCACUGAGUUCCCAGGAAGUUCUUCCUAGAUUUUAAAUGCUGUUAAUAUGAGCCACAGUUAUAUUUACUGUAACCAAUCUAAAGGUUUCACUUUCUAGAGUUCCUUCAGUAAUCCUCAAUCAGAAGCACAUCAUAUGUAAGGUAAGUGCUUCUUCAGCAUGUGGCCUCUCCUGUUUAGCAGGUUAUUUCUUGAAUGGCCUCAGUUUUCAUAAAGAUUAACUUGAUAGGUCAGUUUUUCAGGAAAUUUUAUUCCAAAUGUGUUGAUCUAUUCAUUCGUUUCUAGAAUUCUCAUAAUACAAGUUAAUAAAAGGCUGACGGAUUGGAGACAAACGGACCAUUCUCAUUAAAGACAAUAAAAAAAUAUUACAUUUACUAAGUUUUGAGUAAAUGUUAGGCAGUGCUUUCAGGUUUUUCUGUUUACCAAUUUAUAACUAUAAAUAUUGAUCUUAAAAUUGAAGGCUAUUUUUAAAGAUGGGUGCUUUGCAAUACUGAAAACAAGUUCUAGGCAUUCUCUGCAGCUUUGUUGAGCUACAUCAUUCAGCAACACAAACUAUAGAAAUGAUUUCAAACAGAAAUGUUAAAAUUUGCUAAUUUAAACAUUUUAAUCCUAGAUUUUCUGCAGUUUUUUUCUCAUCAUAUCGUAAAUUUUAAACACGUUAAUUUUAAAAGUACUCACUUUUUCCAUUAGUUUUUACAAUUAAGACGUAACGUGUAUUUAAUGCAUAUAAAUAAGGAAAAUCAGUCGAGCAGUUUGACAUGUAAGGAAAGGCGGCGUUAACUUAGACUUUAAAUCAGUCAUCUGAAUAUAACUUUCCAUGAGGAGGAGCCACAGAAGCAACAAAUCUGAUAUGAAACCAAUUGUAAAAUAACCAACGCAUCCGUUGUGCUUUUGUUGUAAAAACACUUAACACCCUUCCCUUCGGUUACACCAGGUAGCUAAUGCGGUGUACAGUAAGAUCUAUUUAGUUGUGUGUAGUUUUGUUUGGUUUUUACUGUAACAUAGUUGUUGAAUCCUGUGGAACACUUACAGCCAUGAACAAUGCUAUUUAAGCUAAACAGUGCCUUGACAUUACAGAGCCAAGUCAGAAAGCUAAGAUGAGUUUGUUUUUCUGGUUAUAUUAUGGGUUCCUUUGCUUAGUCCAACUUGGGUGCAUGUUUAUUAUCCUUUUAAAUGUUAAUUACUUUGUAAUUUGUUCUCAUUUUAUUUAAACAUUCUUUUCUUGUUAUUCUGUGGAGGGUCUGCAAUUUCGAAUAGCGGUAUAUCUGGGGGGUUUUCAAAACGAUGUUACUUUUUAAGAGGUAGUCAAUGAGUAGGAAAAUAUGAGGCAUUAUAUUCAUAUAUAUUUUUGAAAUUAGGAGGCCUUCUGUUGAUUUUAAAUUGGUUUGGUAGCUGAGGCAGAAGCGAUUGGUUCUUUACAGGCCGGCCAUCAUGAUAUGUGCUGUUACAGUAAAUAAGGAAAUACCGCAACUUAGUGCUGUGCCUUCUUAAGGAAAUACAUCAAAACAUGAUUGUAUCUGUACUUUAUGAAGCAUGGGUAUGGAACAUGGGAACUGUUCCCUUUCUGACCAACAGUCAAAAAUAUUGCCAGUUUUCCUUUGUGUGCACUUACAGAUGUUUAAUGUAGGUGUUAAAAGUUUGUAGUGUUGCUGGUUUAUGUAUUUAUUUUUUUUGGACUGUUCCUUUAAAAAUACAUUUAUUG
This is a messenger RNA of Cyprinodon variegatus (sheepshead minnow), 5750 nucleotides long. It is a transcript of the gene itpkb, whose product is annotated as inositol-trisphosphate 3-kinase B. Gene Ontology annotation, biological process: inositol phosphate biosynthetic process. The transcript is spliced from 12 exons. Gene Ontology annotation, molecular function: inositol tetrakisphosphate kinase activity; inositol-1,4,5-trisphosphate 3-kinase activity. The record is from RefSeq and is a predicted model, not a curated record. The coding region runs from base 461 to 2740 and encodes 759 amino acids. Gene Ontology annotation, cellular component: cytoplasm; nucleus. NCBI's taxonomy places the organism in Eukaryota, Metazoa, Chordata, Actinopteri, Cyprinodontiformes, Cyprinodontidae.